Megalops cyprinoides (Indo-Pacific tarpon) is the source of this 2037-nucleotide messenger RNA. RefSeq names its product beta-galactoside alpha-2,6-sialyltransferase 2-like. The coding region runs from base 203 to 1735 and encodes 510 amino acids. Gene Ontology annotation, molecular function: sialyltransferase activity. The record is from RefSeq and is a predicted model, not a curated record. Lineage: Eukaryota; Metazoa; Chordata; Actinopteri; Elopiformes; Megalopidae. The transcript is spliced from 8 exons.
AGGAUUAUCAUGACUGGCAACGCCGGAACCCAACUAAGAAUAGUCGUUCAUUUGCUGGGUUAAAACUGAGACACAUGCAUACGUGCGUGAGAUUCGACAGUCAAUCCCAGAAUGUGGUGGUGAAUGUGUGGGUGAAUUUUGCAGAAUGAAACUGUUGAAAAGAGGAGGGAAUGCAUCCUCAGGGCACUCUGUAUCUACCUGAAUGAAGACCCGAACAUCCUCUUCAAAGAAUACGUGGGACCAUUCAGCCCGAGCUCCAGAGAGGGUUGUGAUGAAAUCUGGCAUGAGGCAGUGGAAACAUGUGGUUCUGGUGGGGAUGCUGGUCUGGGUCAUCCUGUUCCUGGCGCUGUUCACCUACUGUAUGGACUCCCGCAUGGACGAGCCACGUGCUUCUUCCUUGCUCUCCCACACCGAGACCCGCCGCCUCACCUCCAUCCAGGGCAGCAACCAAGUCAUCAUGGGGUCACGACCCGACCCCACCAGCGCUCCACCUGGCCUGCCUCACCAGGACGAGGGCCCAGAAGCCCAGCCCAACACUGGCCAGAAGGCCGCUGAACAUGAGACCUUCUUGAAGCUCCAGACUCCUGUGGGUUGGGCCACCCUGGGGUGCCAGGCAGGAUGCACACGGACGCCAGGGGUGACGCGGAGCCAAGAUAGGGGGAAGGAGAGGCAGGAGGGGACGGUGACGUGGUCGAGGAAGGCCUUACGCAAGAGCCGAAGGCGCUGGGAGGAUGUGGAGGACCUGGAGGAAUACUACUUCUCCAAGUCCAAGUCCGUGAUCCAUCGGCUUUGGAAGGGCGAGGUGUCGGCCAGCAUGCUGAGCCCGCGGCUGCAGAAGGCCAUGAAGGACUACCUGAACACCAACAAGCACCAUGUAGCCUAUGGAGGACGUCGCAGGACCACACUUGGUGGGGAGGAGAUGCUGUGUAAGCUGAAGAGGCAGGUUCGGAUCCAGGCUCUGGAUGGGACGGAGCCGCCCUUCUCUGACCUGGGCUGGGACAAGCUGGUGCCCCUCCAAACCCUGGCCCAGCUCUACAGCCCUGGGUUCAGCACCUGUGCAGUUGUGACCUCUGCUGGUGCCAUCCUCAACUCCCUCUUAGGCAGAGAGAUUGAUUCCCAUGAGGCUGUGCUCCGCUUCAAUGCAGCGCCAACACAGCGUUACGCGAACGAUGUGGGGAACAAGACCACCAUUCGCAUCAUUAACUCUCAGAUCCUGGCCAACCCCAGCCAUCAUUUCAACACCAGUUCCCUGUAUAAAGACAUCACCCUGGUGGCCUGGGACCCAGCCCCGUAUGCAGUAGACCUGGAGAAGUGGUACAAGAGCCCGGACUACAACCUAUUCACCCCGUACAUCCAGCACCGCCAGAAGAACCCCAGCCAGCCCUUCUACAUCCUGCACCCCAAAUUCAUCUGGCAGCUUUGGGACUUCAUUCAGGAGCACACCCAAGAGACAAUCCAGCCCAAUCCACCCUCGUCUGGUUUCAUAGGGAUCAUCCUCAUGAUGGCGCUGUGCAGAGAGGUUGACGUGUAUGAGUACAUCCCCUCGGAGCGGCAGACAGACCUGUGCCACUACCACGAGCGUUACUAUGAUGCAGCCUGCACGCUGGGCGCCUACCACCCGCUACUGUAUGAGAAGAUGCUGAUCCAACGCAUGAACAGGGGCUCUGUGCGCGACCUCAAACGCAAGGGCAAGGUCAUGCUGCCCGGGUUCAGUGCCAUUGACUGCGACCCCUGACCUGCCCCCUGACCCCCUUGACCUCUGAGCCAUCAAAUCUGACCUGGAACUUCCUAUCGUGGAAUCCGGAAGACAGUGCAACACUGGACUAGGGGAACUGACUGAGGAGAAGCACAGCUAUGGGCAUUAGAGUGGGUGGAGUGAGCCAGUGGCUACCAGCAGCGGCUCAACAGAUGCAGUAACAACGCAGGUGUCAUGGUACAGCUACACAUUACUGAGACUGAGGUGGUCACAGACUGUUUAAUCAAUGGGUGUGAGCAGCCAUUUUCUACUGAAAGUAAUUUUAUCACUCCAUCUGCUGA